Acanthosepion pharaonis is the source of this 1983-nucleotide messenger RNA. Lineage: Eukaryota; Metazoa; Mollusca; Cephalopoda; Sepiida; Sepiidae. The record is from the annotation of a GenBank genome assembly.
AUGCAGCUUGACAAGACGACUCUCUCUCUCUCUCUCUCUCUCUCUCUCUCUCUCUCUCUCUCUCUCUCUCUCUCUCUCUCUCUCUCUCUGACCAGAGCACUGUACGGUGAUGCCUUUGAUAGCCUAAGUGAUGCCUUCGUUCGCGUACGUAAUGCCUUCGUUCGCCUAAGUGAUGCUUUCGUUCGCCUAAGUGAUGAUUUCAAUCGCCUACGUGAAGCCUUCGAUCGCCUAGGUGACGCUUUCGAUCAACUACGUGAUGCCUUCGAUCGUCUACAUGAUUUCUUCAGUCGCCUGGGGGACGCUUUCAAUCACCUACGUGAUGCCUUCGGUCGCUUAUGUAACGCUUUCGAUCGCCUGCGUGAUGCUUUCGUUCGCCUAAGUGACGCCUUCGAUCACCUACUUGAUACAUUCAUUCGCCUAAGUGAUACAUUCGAUCGCCUACGUGAUGCCUUCGAUCGCCUACGUGAGGCUUUACGUCACCUACAUGAUGCCUUCAAUCGCCUACGUGAGGCUUUACGUCAUCUAUAUGAUGCCUUCGAUCGCCUACAUGAUGUCUUCUGUCACCUAGGUGACAAUUUCAAUCACCUACGUGAUGCCUUCGAUCGCCUACGUGAUGUCAUGGGUCGCCCACGUGAUGCCUUCGGUCACCUAGGUGACGCUUUCGAUCAACUACGUGAUGACUUCGAUCGCCUAUGUGAUGCCUUAGGUCGCUUAAGUAAUGCUUUCGAUCGCCUACGUGAUGCUUUCGAUCGCCUAGGUGAUGCUUUCGAUCAACUACCUGAUGCCUUCGUUCGCCUAAAUGAUGUCAUCGAUCGCCUACGUGAUGCCUUUGAUCACCUACGCGAUGCCUUCGAUCACCUACAUGAUGCCUUCGAUAGCGUACGUGAUGCAGUCAUUCGCCUAAAUGAUGCCUUCGUUCGCCUAGGUGACGCUUUCAUUCACCUACGCGAUGCCUUCGAUCACCUACAUGAUGCCUUCGAUCACCAACGCGAUGCCUUCGAUCGCCUACGUGACGCUCUCGAUCGCCAACCUGAUGCCUUCUAUCGCUUACGUGAUGCUUUCGAUCGCCUAGGUGAUGCUUUCGAUCACCUAGGUGAUGCUUUCGAUCACCUAGGUGAUGCUUUCGAUCGCCUACCUGAUGCCUUUGUUCCCCUACGUGAUUCUUUCCUUCGCCUAAGUGAUGCCUUCGAUCGCCUAUGUGAAGCCUUCGAUCGCCUAUGUGAAGCCUUUGAUCGCCUAAGCGAUGCCUUCGGUCGCCUAGGUGAUGCUUUGGAUCACCUACGUGUUGCCUUCGAUUGCCUAAGUGAUGCCUUAGAUCGCCUACGGGAUGCCUUCGAUUGCCUGGGUGAUGGUUUAAAUAUGUCUCUCUCUCUCUCUCUCUCUCUCUCUCUCUCUCUCUCUCUCUCUCUCUCUCUCUCUCUCCCCAUAUAUAUUAGUCUCUUCGUAUCUAUCUAUAGCUAUUAUCCAUUUAUUCACAUCUCCCCCUCUCUCUCUCUCUCUCUUCUCUCUCCUCUCUCCCCCCCUCGCCCCCCUCUCUCUCUCUCUCUCUCUCUCUCUUCUCUAAGUUAUUUAUUUAACCCAGAUAAAACUGCUUUCCUUCUCCUUCCGCCUCACCUGCUAUCCUCUUUCGCCUCAUGUGGUAUCCUCUUCCGCCUCACCUGCUAUCCUCUUCCGCUUCACCUGCUAUCCUCUUCCGCCUCACCUGCUAUCCUCUUCCGCCUCACCUGCUAUCCUCUUCCGCCUCACCUGCUAUCCUCUACCGUCGCACCUGGUAUCCUCUUCCACCUCACCUGCUAUCCUCCCCCGCCUCACCUGCUAUCCUCUUCCGCCUCACCUGCUAUCCUCUUCCGCCGUCACACCUACGUGGCGUGCCGCACCGUUUGGGAAUCACUGUAUUACAAUGUCAUCCAUUGGAUUCUUUUUUUUUCUUUUUUAGAAGAUCAUUACUUUCUGUCCCGUAGUGAGAAUAUCUAUUACAAAUAA